Cyprinodon tularosa is the source of this 1926-nucleotide messenger RNA. It is a transcript of the gene msantd2, whose product is annotated as myb/SANT-like DNA-binding domain-containing protein 2. NCBI's taxonomy places the organism in Eukaryota, Metazoa, Chordata, Actinopteri, Cyprinodontiformes, Cyprinodontidae. The coding region runs from base 19 to 1638 and encodes 539 amino acids. The transcript has 4 exons. The record is from RefSeq and is a predicted model, not a curated record.
CUUAGCAACAGAGGAAACAUGGCGGCGUCCGGUAACGCGGAGCCCCCUCCUGAGAUAAUGAAACCGUUAAAGAUACCGAAAACCGAGGUGCCAUCUCCCGAGUCCGAGGAUUUGAGUGACGGUGUUCAGUACCACUCCGACGCCUCGACGCCGAACCGAUUCUCGCCUCUGAACGUCGGCUGUGGCCCCGCGGGCCGGACGGCGGCCUCAUCCUCCAACAGCUUCACCGCCUGCCGGGGGAUGUCCUGGACGCCGUCCGAGACGAACGCCCUCAUCGCGGUGUGGGGCAACGAGCGGCUGACGGAGGCGCGGAUGCAGCAGCUGGAGGUCGCCGGUACCGUGUUCUCCGGGAAGCCGCCGGGCCCGGCCAUGUAUGAGCGGGUAUCCAGAGCCCUGUCAGACCUGGGCUAUGAGAGGACUCCAUCCCAGUGCAGGGAGAGGAUGAAGACGCUGAGGCGCUGCUACAGCCGCGUGAAGGAACACGGCAUCGGGAAGAGGAAGAGCAGCUACACCAUGGAGCAGCUGGAGAAGGUGUUUGGUCAGGGAGGCUGGGACUCUCAGAGCUGCGCCCCGGUGCUGAUCAACAGCAGCGGCUUGUACCAGGAGAUGGAGUCUGACGGCAGCGCCCUGGAGGACUUCUCCCAGGAGGACUGGUGCAACCAGGUGCUGGAUUCAGCUUUUCAGGAGGCAGACAUGGACACUGAGGACGUUCAGGUUCCUAAAACUAGAGCUCUACAGAUCCAAGCAGAACUGACUGAACUAAACCAAAAGAAGGAGACGAUGCAGACGGUGAUCCGGAUCCUGGAGUCGGUGCAGCUAAACUGGGAGCACUUCCAGACCUGGACCGAGUUCUCCCGGCUCCACCUGUCCAACAAGCUGGCCAUCUUCGGCGUGGGCUACAACACGCGCUGGCGCAAGGACAUACGCUACCACUACGCCGAGAUCAGCUCACAGGUGCCGCUGGGGAAGAGGCUCCGCGAGUACUUCAACCCGGAGAAGCCGGAGGGCCGGGUCAUCAUGACCAAGGUUCAGAAGAUGAACUGGAAGACCGUCUACUACAAGUUCCUGGACAUCACCAUCAGUGAGGCUCGCUGCCUGGAGCUGCACAUGGAGGUGGACUGGACCGCCGUGUCUCCGUCACACGCCACCAGCGGCAGCAGGGGCUCCUCCCACUACCUCCUUCCUGUGUACAUCCCUAAGACUCACGGGCUGUACGCCAUCGGCUACGAGGCGCCGCCGGCCCACAACGAGGAGGACGGUGGCAGCCUGGCUCAGCGUGGGGAGGAGAACGGGUCAGGGCGGUGCGAUGGCGUCCGGACCAGGCCUGCCGUCACCUACUGCUACCUGGGCGUAGCUGAGGACAGGACCAUCCAGCAGUGCCUCUUCCAGCACUUUCAGGGACCUGGGAAACAGUCAGCCUACGGGGAGCCUUCCGGCGUGACGCGCUUCCUGCAAAAAAACUGUGGCGCUGCCGGAAGCGGCGCGGACAGCCAUGACAGCGAGGACUCGCCUCAACGCCACGCUGUUUACGUGAAGUUCAUCGAGGUGGAGCUGGACUUCCUGUCUGCAGGCUCCCUGGUGGAGUGCCUGGAGACGGCCGUGGGUUACGCCUUAAAGUUCAACCACGCAGACUCGUAACGCCGGCGGCGCCAUGCUGUGGGAGGAUCUCUGAUUGUCAUGGAAACAGACCUUUAUAUUUAAUGUAUUUAUUUCUUUAUGAGCAGAUCAAGCUGCCGCCAUUAUAAGCUCGUCUUAUUCCAGACGCCAUUCCGUUUUCACGCAGCACUUAAUCAGUUUGUGAUGAACUGAAUCUUCUGCCUCAGUGGAACAAAAAGGCAGAAGUAGAACCGCCACGCGGAGCGGGCCGAAGGCGGGGGGGACGGGGACAGUACUGUCUACCUCAGGGGGUGGGGCUAAGCAGGGAAU